CUCUUCUAUUCGCUUACUGUAGUAAUCUCCGCCAUAUCUAAUAAUGGGAACUACCUCCGUCCGCCGCAAUCUCUUCCACCACCAUCUGAGCAGACGCCCUGGGGCGACCGGCCCCGCGGCUUCCUCCACGCAGGAUAAUGCCAGCAAUGGAGCCUCCGGUCUACCGUCACAUCUGCCGCAGUCUACCUCAUCUGACUCCUCGUCGUCUUUGAGCUCAGGUCCGAUCGAUAAUGGGGAAAUUGUGGUCAAGGACAAGAAUGGCAGCUACAAGCUCGAUAUCCCUGUGCUCCCGCCUCUAGUUGGAGAAGAUGGGGACGAAAUGGAAGGCAUAGAAGGUUCUGGUGCCAUGGCAGGCAAUGGAAGCGGGCAGACGGGUAUGUCUGGAAGUGAGAAAGAGAAAAUGGAGGCGACCUUGGCGGAGAUGAUAUCCCGACAUCGAACCAGACAAAUGAGCAGCGAACCAGCUGAAAUCCUCGAUCUUAUUCACCAGACCCUGCGCGACAAGGUGGCCGCUUUGGAGGAGGACAAUUGGAUGUACGAAGCUGAAGUCGACACGAGGGUCUAA
Messenger RNA from Aspergillus heteromorphus CBS 117.55, 565 nucleotides. RefSeq lists its product as uncharacterized. NCBI's taxonomy places the organism in Eukaryota, Fungi, Ascomycota, Eurotiomycetes, Eurotiales, Aspergillaceae. The record is from RefSeq and is a predicted model, not a curated record. The transcript is spliced from 3 exons. Bases 44 to 565 code for a protein of 173 amino acids.